GCUUCCUUCCAAGCAUACUUCUAUUUGAGAUGUCCUUCGGCGGCACUUGAUGCCAUGGCACAACCGAGAUUUGCAACCUGCCCAGGCGUCCUUGCGUUUGAGAAACACCCAAAGUGUAUUAAAAGCGCUUUUACCAUAAAACAGGGGUUACUAGAUCUCAGAUUCCUGAUUUUCCGCACUGCUGUCUGGUGUGUCAUCAAGGAGAAGCAGUAGGCUUCUAAUGUUAUACAUUGGCCAUGCACAUAUUGCAAAUUCGAGACAUCAAAACGUGUAGAGCUUUUAAAGCAUUAUAGAUUGAAACAUCCACACACUGGUCAAGGAUGGUCAGUGCCCUGCUUGUACUUGGAUUGUCCGUGCUCACUUAGAGGUUGGGGGGAACUUCGUACACAUUUGUCUAGAGCCUUGAAGUAAAGAGGCAGGAGCUUCUCAAUGAGGUGAUGAAAAAGAACAAAUGUAAUGUGAUAAAACAAAAAUGGCCAAAACAUUCUCCUAUCGAAGGCUUGAGGUUGUGAGUGGUAGUCCAGCUGUUGAGGAUUUCAAAAAGAGAUGGCCUGCAUUAUUUUGUGAAGCUAAGGUGAAAGAGGAAUUUAGGAGAAUAACUACAAUUUAUCUGGAGCAGAGCUUCAUGUACAAACUUGACCUUUACACGCCAAAACCUAUUGCCCUAAUGAAGCUCAAGGGAGGUGUUGCGGGGACAAAGCUGAGGCCGCACUUGGACGAACUGAGUCAGAACCAAAGCAUUGAGAUGAGAUGUGAAGCUAUUAUCCGGAGCCUCAUAGUGUACCUUGGCGAGAAAGAAGAGGAACUUUUUGAAGAUUGCCUGGAGGAAAGCCGCAGUGACGCCAUGCAACACAUCCUUAAGAUUCUGGUGGUCCAUCUAUCUGAUGGAGAGGAUCCAGUGGAUGUAUCCAUUCUUCUUGAAGGCAAGGAGAUCUUACCAGGAUGCCACAAUUUGGCUAAAGCUUGUGCACUACUUAUGGGGUUGAUUUAUACCCUCAACCUCGCAUACCCCAGAGCCCUGCGCUAUACUUUUGAAGUGUUUCAGAAACGUUUUCUAGAACUGGAUGGGAUGAAGUUGUCCUCUAAAGUUCAAACAUUAAAGUCCAAGUUGAUGUCUUAAAUUUUGUUUGCCAUGGCAAGUUCUGCACAUUCUUGGGUGCCAGUGUCACCCCAACUCAGUUUUCCAUUCUGCAAGUUCUGUUGGACCCUUUGCACAAAUAUCUUCCGCUGUACAGAAACACUGACUUGGAGCGUCCAUCUUCAGUUUUUACUCUCCAAAAGACUGUUGCAUUAAAUAUGACCAGGACUUUAUAUAUUUUUUGUGUUUUAGUGUUUGCAUAUGCAUUUUUUUUGCAUAUAACAAUUGCUGUGUAAUACUGUAAACCAGUAUGAAUAUCAAAAUCCCUUUUAUUAUACAAACUUGGUUAUACACAUGUGCAAGGCACUGGACAAGGAUAAUAUUGCGGGGUUUAAGUUGUUCUGAACUUACUUUUGGUCGUUCUGUUAUUUAUAACUUGUUUCCAUCACUUUUGUACUUAUUUUUCUUUUGAACUCCGUUUCAGCCUGGCAAAUGGUGGUGGCAAAUUAACCUUUAGUAAUGUUUUCAAUUUUGUGCCUGCUAAGCACCUGGUCUUAUUGUCUUUUAUCAGGAACCUUUAACAUCAUUUUUUUGUUUUGUUAAAUCGUUAUGACCAGGACUUUAGAAACAUGGAUGUGUUUUCAUCUAUGUGUUAUGCUUUUGGAUUCAUUUCAUCAAGGCAAACAGUGGUGGGAAGUAGUCUUUUUGUAA
This is a messenger RNA of Triplophysa rosa, 1789 nucleotides long. RefSeq lists its product as uncharacterized. The record is from RefSeq and is a predicted model, not a curated record. Lineage: Eukaryota; Metazoa; Chordata; Actinopteri; Cypriniformes; Nemacheilidae. The transcript is spliced from 5 exons. Bases 473 to 1120 code for a protein of 215 amino acids.